Oncorhynchus masou masou (cherry salmon) is the source of this 929-nucleotide messenger RNA. Its product is annotated as protein SNORC-like. The transcript has 3 exons. Lineage: Eukaryota; Metazoa; Chordata; Actinopteri; Salmoniformes; Salmonidae. Bases 535 to 891 code for a protein of 118 amino acids. The record is from RefSeq and is a predicted model, not a curated record. Gene Ontology annotation, biological process: cartilage development.
AGCUGCUUCCAAAACCCCAAAAUAUCUCCCAUGUGGCAAGCUUGACGCCCAUAACCCCUUACCACAGAUCUAGGGUCUGAUAAGCCUACCCCAAAUCCUGAACUUUGAGAAAAUAUCUGAGCAUGUAUCAGUGACGUCUACUAACUGGAAGGUACAGGACGAUGGACUGACUGCUGGUGAGGCAUGGCGAUGGCCAAUCCUAAAGUCUUCCACUCUCUGGUUAGAAGUUUCCCAUGAGCAGAUCUAGGAUCAGCGUACCCUGCGCCAGUCCUAAUUAUAACUUUGGGUGGAAAAUAGUUGGAACAGAGCUUGGAUCAGCGUCUACAGGCAACUCCUUAUUUGAGUAAUAUGAAGUGGGUGGGCCUUCAUGAGAGGUGUUCGCAAAGUCUGCCCCAUCCAGAAGCUUCUCUCUCAUUACCCAGUCCCUCUUCCACCUCUCUCUUCCCCUCUUUUUUUGAUCCAGCACUCACUAGCACAUGCUUCAGGAGCUCUGGAGACUCAGUCCAGUCGUCCUAGCUCAACACAGGAACCAUCAUGGCCAACUGCAGCAGUGUAUCCAGACUCGUCCUUCUGGUCCUGCUAGGCCUCUGGGUAGCCACCAUCCACUCAGAGACCGUGGAAGACCCCACGCCAACUUUACAAGGGGACAACCAGGACACACUGUCCGGUGGCGGGACAUAUGACGUCACCACCAAAGAUCCCUUCAAGGACAUGACGGAGAGAGUGUUAACCUUCGAGUAUGAGGACACCACCCACUCACAGGUCAUGGAUGAGGAGGAAGGUGUCCUGGGCCCGGGCGCCAUCACAGCUAUUGUCAUCGCUGUCUUCCUGGGGGCUUCAGUCCUCCUCGCCCUCAUUGUCAUCACACUCAGGAAGUUCACCGCUUCCUAGAGCCACAACUUCCUCUUCCUCCCUUUCAAUCUCUCACA